Annulohypoxylon truncatum is the source of this 886-nucleotide messenger RNA. RefSeq lists its product as uncharacterized. The transcript is spliced from 4 exons. The record is from RefSeq and is a predicted model, not a curated record. Gene Ontology annotation, cellular component: nucleus. The coding region runs from base 43 to 642 and encodes 199 amino acids. Lineage: Eukaryota; Fungi; Ascomycota; Sordariomycetes; Xylariales; Hypoxylaceae.
GUAUUUUUCCACUUAGGAAAAAUCUUAAAAUCGAAAAGACAUAUGACAAUACCUUUGUCCAGCUCACAUUUAGAAUCCCACCAUACAUUCAUAACCUUCAAGAUGCCAAAGUCAUUUGAAAAAACUCGCAAAGCCAUUGCGAAGAAGAAGGGACCCAUCGAAUCCCUUCAUCAGUACUCUCGGGAUUCCAAACGAUUACAUCGAGCUCAAGUUCGAGAUGAGAAGUUAGAGAAAAUUGCAGCAUCAAGGAAGAAAACUGAUAGGCCAUACCUUGAGCGAGCUACAUUUUUCCAAGAAGCCGUCAAACAGAAUGAGGGGCAGCCUCUUCAAUUGGAUGUAAUCCACGAGCUUAUUAAGACUUUCGUUCAUCAAUAUGAUGAGGAAUUAAGCGAAGUGAAGAAAACGAGAAGACCUGGACGCCCUGCCAGUGCCAAGGAGGAUCUGCUAAAGGUCAAGGUUGAUAGGCUCCAAAAGGAGUACCAGAAUGGUUUCCUAACCCCGGUACUCGAUACGGAAGAAAACGCUGGGCUUCUAAGUCGGUGGGAAGGAUCUUGGUCCUAUCUAACCACUGUUAAAUGGGUGAGGAUAUCUUCCGCCGGCCAAGUCCAAGCCUCGAGCUUUCCUCCGAGAGGGGAGCAUUGAGAAAACCCCUUUGAAAUCCACGUGUCUGGAAUCUUCAGCCUGAAAAGGGGGGUUUCACGAUUCCCUGUACUUUCGGCUGCUGUUUCUAUCUUGAUCGGGGAGCAGACGGGGCCUUACGUAGGGGCGUGGGAAGUUCCCGAGACCAGACAGCGGGAUUCUGCCUUACUUGACCUUUGAUUUGCGAGCCCGCGGUUACCUACAGCCAAGGCGCAUAUCAGCUGCAAACUCCGCAAUCAGCCACAUA